Molecule: messenger RNA, 303 nt
Organism: Aspergillus niger
Lineage: Eukaryota; Fungi; Ascomycota; Eurotiomycetes; Eurotiales; Aspergillaceae
Exons: 3
Coding region: 1-303 (100 amino acids)
Source: RefSeq, a predicted model, not a curated record
AUGGGUAGAAUUAUGAUAUGGACCCAGCUCACGUCUCGAAAGAGUGAGAUAGAUGCUGACAGUGAGGCGGACCUUACCAAGAGGUCAAAGCCGCAUAGUGUCCUGUUUGAGGGAUAUAGAGGAAUAUUGAACGAUAUUGUCGCCGAUGCCACUCCGGCGAGUAAACGGUCGAGGAGGAGGGCUGCAAACCCUGGUCGCAGCCAAUACCGGAAACUUUUCAGGAAAAUAGCAAGGCAUGCUCUCACUAUGGCGAGAGACGAUGCGGACACUGUCAAGGAUGUAUUAACGACCGUAGGAAAGUAG